Molecule: messenger RNA, 1987 nt
Organism: Photinus pyralis (common eastern firefly)
Lineage: Eukaryota; Metazoa; Arthropoda; Insecta; Coleoptera; Lampyridae
Exons: 5
Coding region: 266-1822 (518 amino acids)
Biological process (GO): transmembrane transport
Cellular component (GO): membrane
Molecular function (GO): transmembrane transporter activity
Source: RefSeq, a predicted model, not a curated record
CUCAAAUACCAUCCCAGAAAAAUCCGUUACCUUUGACUUCUGUCAUAAAUUAUAUAAAAUUUAAAAAAAGUUAACCCCGCAUUCUUAACGCACCUGCUAAACAGCUUCCACAUCAUUUUUUAAAGGCCACUGAGAUACCCAAAACAGGUUUACUCAUCAUUAUUUUGUAUAGUACUUCAUUCGUGUUGAGAUUGUGUGGUAGUGCAUCAAUAAGAAUUGCGUUUUGUUAAUUAAAAUGUAGUGCAGAUUCUCGAAAACGAAGGUGAUGGCUUCCACGUUGGAAUUGGUUACGAACUCUUCGCAGAAUAUAAGUCAGGAAGACGGCGACCGUGUGAAAGCCGGAAAAGGAAUAUUUAGUAUAGCAAGAUGGAAACAACGCUUAACUUAUGUUGGCGAAGUAAUUACGAUAGAGCCUCUACUUUGCUGUUACUUAAUGGCUUCAAUUCUCUGCAGUCCAGCUUUAACAAACUUAGAGCUCGAAAAAGCAUGCAAGGCGAACGAAGGAUAUAAUGAUACGGUUUGUGAUUCUAUUCUAAGCGGUACGUUUAAGGAGAACAAUUUGACAGAGGAAAACAGAUUGGUCCAACAGCAUAUCGUUCAGAUGCACUCUUGGCAAAGUCCUCUGCAGAGUGUCAUGCCCAUUAUACUGGUGCUAUUUUUGGGGUCAUACAGCGACCGUCAUAAAAUUAGGAAACCCUUUUUGCUUCUUCCGAUAUUUGGAGAAUUCUUCGCAGUAGCCGGAUGUAUCUUGUGUGUCAUCUUUAUGCGCGAGUUGCCUUUGGAAUUUCAAGGUUUUGCACAAACUGUUGUGCCGUCAUUCCUAGGAGGUCCGACGAUGAUCAUCAUGGCUGCGUUUGCAUACAUUGCCGAUGUGAGCACUUUGGAAAUGCGAACGUUGCGCGUGGGCGUCGUGCAAAUUGUGUUGAACGUUUGGACGCCGAUCGUUCAGUCAUUUAGUGGCAUUCUGUUUAGCGCCAUUGGAUAUAUCGGUAUUUUAAUAAUAGGUGCAAUCUUCUACGUUAUAGGUUUCGCAUAUGGGUUAUUUUGGAUUAAAGAACCAAAGCAGCCGGUCGGAUUGGAAGAUAAGAAAAGCUUGAUCAAGGAUAUCUUUGAUCCUCAUCAUGCCAUAGAAACAUUUAAAGUGCUGAUCAAGAAGACGGAAGGCAAUGAACGCGUCGGAAUUCUCUUGAUAAUGGUUAUUCUAUUCAUCUAUGCUGGAGUAAUAAACGGAGAAGGAUCUGUUUUUUUCUUGUUCACUCAAACAGUAUACGAGUGGACCGUUGUAGAAUUUAGCUACUUGCUCACCUUUAACACAAUUAUUCAUUUAGUGGGAACCGUUGUGGCGCUCCCAAUAUUUACAACGGUAUUGAAACUGAAUGAUUUGGUAAUAACUGUGAUAUCUUUUCUGGACAAAAUUAUUGCAAAUUUCGUUUUUGCUACCGUGCUCUCCACCACAGGAUUAUAUGCUGGCAUUGCGGUUAGCAUUAUAAUAGGCGUGGCGACAAUUUCUAUCAGAUCCCAGGCGACUAAGAUUGUUUCCGAGGAUGAUCUUGGAAAAGCCCAAUCACUAUUUGCCAUAGUCGAGGCGAUAUCUCCCAUGAUAUGUGUUCCACUGUAUAACGAAGGCCUAUACAGUUAUACUAUAGACGACUACCCUCAAGCAUUUUUCUUUUUAGGCAUUGGAUUAUACGCGGUGGGAAUUGUAAUCCUUCUGUGGCUGUACCUAAGAGAGAGGAAGAGGCGAGUCCCCGCUCAAAGCAACGGCGUGGGAGAUUCAGAAAAGUCUAAAGAUAUUGUUAUUAUAGAAACUACACAUAUGUAAAUCUAAAAAUAUAGGGUGGUUAUUAACUAGUACUAAGUUGAGAAGCUCAAUAACAGUGUGUUCUAAAGUUAGUUACCAUUUAAGUUUCUGUUUAAAUUUUUAAUUUUUUACUACACUUUUUAUUUAUUCGUUAUAUAUUACUAAAUACGGAAUUUAUGACGAUCA